GCCCCGGGACGGGUGUAAAUACACCCAUCAACUCCCUAGACCCACUUAGUUCCAUGACCCACUUGGCGGCUCGGGGGCGCCCCGCGGGUCUCCGGCUCCCCGGUGUCUGAGGCGGUGGAGGGAGGGGACACCGGAGACGCGGACACGCAGCUGUCGGGCUGACCCGCCGAGGCCGCGCGGUCGGACCGGGCGCACCCCGAGCCGUGCGGAGCGCCGGGGUUCCCCGAGGCAGGACCCGCCCGAGUUCCGCGUCGUCUCCGGCUGCGAGUGCGCCCGAGGGUCGCCGCCAGCAUGGCCCCGACGCUGCAGCAGGCGUACCAGCGGCGCUGGUGGAUGGCAUGCACCGCCGUGCUGGAGAACCUCUUCUUCUCCGCCGUGCUCCUGGGCUGGGGCUCCCUGCUGAUCAUCCUGAAGACUGAGGGCUUCUAUUCCAGCAUCUGCCCAGCCGACAACACCACCAACACUACCCAGGAGACGCCGCCCCGGAUGGCCAGCUGCGAUGCCCAGGACGAGAUGCUCAACCUGGGCUUCACCAUUGGCUCCUUCGUGCUGAGCGCCACUACCCUGCCGCUGGGGAUCCUCAUGGACCGCUUUGGCCCCCGGCCCGUGCGGCUGGUUGGCAGUGCCUGCUUUGCCGCGUCCUGCACCCUGAUGGCCCUGGCCUCUCGGGACACCAGAGUUCUGUCCCCGUUGAUUUUCCUGGCACUGUCCCUGAACGGCUUUGGUGGCAUCUGCCUAACAUUCUCUUCACUCACGCUGCCCAACAUGUUCGGGAACCUUCGCUCCACGUUCAUGGCGCUCAUGAUCGGCUCCUACGCGUCCUCCGCCAUCACGUUCCCAGGAGUCAAGCUCAUCUACGAUGCAGGCGUGUCCUUCAUGGUCAUCAUGUUCACCUGGUCUGGCCUGGCCUGCCUCAUCUUCCUGAACUGUGCUGUCAACUGGCCCAGUGAAGCCUUUCCAGAUCCCGAGGACGCCGACUACACGAAGAAGAUCAAGCUCAGCGGGCUGGCCUUGGAUCACAAGGUGACGGGCGACCGCUUCUACACCCACGUGACCAUCGUGGGCCAGCGGCUCAGCCAGAAGGCCCCCAGCCUGGAGGAGGGCGCCGACGUCUUCCUCUCGUCCGAGGAUGUGCGCGGCACCUCGGAAAAGCCUUCGGAGAAGUCUGUGCCCUUACGCAGAAGCCUCAGCUCCCCCAUCUUCCUGUGGAGCCUGGUCACCAUGGGCAUGACCCAGCUGCGGGUCAUCUUCUACAUGGCCUCCAUGAACAAGAUGCUGGAGUACCUGGUGAUCAGGGGCCAGGAGCAUGUGACCGAGGAGCUUCGCCAGCGGGCUGCAGAGACAGUGGGGUUCUACUCGUCCGUCUUUGGGGCCAUGCAGCUCUUGUGCCUUAUCACCUGCCCCCUCAUUGGCUACAUCAUGGACUGGAGGAUCAAGGACUGUGUGGACACCCCCGCAGAGGGCGCUGCCUCCGGAGAAGCCAGGUCGGCCAGUAAGUCGGCCCGACCGCGGUACCGCAAGAUCCAGAAGCUCACCAAUGCCAUCAACGCCUUCGUCCUGACCAACAUUCUGCUGGUGGGGUUUGGCGUCACCUGCCUCAUCCACAACCUGCACCUCCAGCUCGUGACCUUUGUCCUGCACACCAUGGUUCGUGGUUUCUACCAUUCGGCUUGUGGGGGCCUCUACGCUGCCGUGUUCCCGUCCAACCACUUCGGGACGCUGACGGGCCUGCAGUCCCUCAUCAGCGCCAUGUUUGCUCUCCUCCAGCAGCCGCUCUUCAUGGCCAUGGUGGGCCCCCUGAAGGGCGAGCCCUUCCACAUGAACUUGGGCCUCCUGCUCUUCUCUUUCGUGGGAUUCCUGCUCCCUGCCUACCUCUUCUAUUACCGUGCCAAGCUGCGGCGGGAGUACGCGAACACCGACUGGGAGGGCCCGAUGAAGGCCUAGUGCUCGGAGCACCCCCCUCCCGGGGACGCGGGGGACAAGCAGCCGAGCAACCACUGGGCGUUUCUACCUGAACCAGACACACAGCCAGCGCCCGCGGAUUUAUAAAUACCAAGAGAAGUUCUAUUUUUGUAGGGACUUGCUAAAAGGGAAAAAACAACGGGAAAAAAAAAAACCUAAAAAAAAAAAAGUCCCCCCAACACAACGCUCCAUUGACUGAAGACAGCCCUGGGCUUGGGGGUGGGCCCUUGGGGGGGUCUUCUUCCUGGGGCUUCCCCGCCCCCCUUUUUUUUCCCCCUGGGGGUACUGGGAUCCACCAAGAAUGGUCCCAGCAGGGGGGCACAGGCAUGUGUGUGGGUGUGAGUGUCUUUGUGGGCAUGUGUGUGUGUCUGCGACAACCUUCCCCCCCUCGAGGAAAGGGGCCUGGGUGCUGGCUGUGUCCUGGCUGGAAUGUGCGGGGCGGGUGGGUAACCCCCUGCCGGGGGGCUGGAGGGCGGGUUCCCUCCCUGGUGCUGCUGUGGGCCCUUGCAGAUCUUAGAGGCAAUAAAA
Molecule: messenger RNA, 2490 nt
Organism: Sorex araneus (European shrew)
Lineage: Eukaryota; Metazoa; Chordata; Mammalia; Eulipotyphla; Soricidae
Gene: SLC43A1
Product: solute carrier family 43 member 1
Exons: 15
Coding region: 292-1944 (550 amino acids)
Biological process (GO): neutral amino acid transport; transmembrane transport
Molecular function (GO): neutral L-amino acid transmembrane transporter activity; L-amino acid transmembrane transporter activity
Source: RefSeq, a predicted model, not a curated record